Molecule: messenger RNA, 966 nt
Organism: Exophiala bonariae
Lineage: Eukaryota; Fungi; Ascomycota; Eurotiomycetes; Chaetothyriales; Herpotrichiellaceae
Exons: 3
Coding region: 1-966 (321 amino acids)
Molecular function (GO): 2-oxoglutarate-dependent dioxygenase activity
Source: RefSeq, a predicted model, not a curated record
AUGGCAGAUUCAAGAGUAGCACUCGACUUUACGCGUAUCAGAAAUGAGAUACACAAUGAAACCCAACUUGCUUUGUUGGAGGACUUUGUGCAGACGAUCAACACGCAGGGUGCUGUGGUAAUCAAAAAUGUGGGACUUGAUGAUGAUACAAUUCAGCAGGCCUUCUCAUGGACCAGAUUACUGUUCGAUCUCGAUGGUUCAACAAAGGAAGGCUGUCAGCACCCGGCAGAGCCUCUUCCCCAUCGAGGUUAUAGCGCAAUUGGCCAGGAGAGAAGUGGUGGCAACGCUUUCAACUACAAGGAGAGCUUCGACUUUGGACCAGCGCAUGAUAAUUUGUACCCCAAUAUCUGGCCCCAACAGACUCCUCACUCGAACUUUUGUCCCUCUGAAUUCAGGGCCUUCAUGGAACGCUUGUUUCUCAAUCUCCACGACGUCCAGCUCACAAUUCUCAAGGCACUAGAGGAAUACCUCGUCGUCAAAGGAAGGCUUUGUGCAAUGCAUAACCUGAUGCAGAACGAGAUACGGCUGCUGCAUUACCCCAGUGUGCCGAAUGCGGUACUCAGCAACCCAAAGAAAGCCGUCCGAUUCGGCGAACACACCGACUUCGGCACUAUCACAAUUCUGCUUCAAAAUCAGCCUGGCGGACUUCAGUUCCAAAACUACGCUGGAGAGUGGCACGAGAUCAAUUCAUCCCCAACGGACUUGGUCAUAUUAUUUGGUGACACGUUACAAAGAUGGACAAAUGAUCGGCUGUGGGCAGGGAAGCACCGCGUUGUGUCACCUAUUGCCAGGCAAGAUGAGCUGGAGACAGGAGAACGAUACUCCAUCGCUUAUUUCUGCAAGCCCAACCGAGACCAGUCGGUAGGAUCGCUACCAGAAUUCAUGGCGCAUGGGGAUUCAACGAGAUAUGAAGAUCUCACUGCUGAAGAAUACAAUCAGAGGCAAAUGAGGAAUCUCUACGGCUAG